AUGGGCCUGGCCACGGAGCACGGCGGGGCCUACUCGCGGGCAGGGGGCAGCCCUCGCGGCUGCUGGUAUUACCUGCGCUACUUCUUCUUCUUUGUCUCAGUCAUCCAGUUCCUCAUCAUCCUGGGCCUGGUCCUCUUCAUGGUCUACGGCAACGUGCACGUGAGCACGGAGUCCAACCUGCAGGACACCAAGCGCCGCGCUGAGGACCUGUACAGCCAGGUCAUGGGGCUCACGGUCAGCCAGGCCAACCUGUCCAAGGAGCUCAACCUCACCACCCGUGCCAAGAAUACCAUCAUGCAGAUGCUGCUGAACGCCCGCCGAGACCUGGACCUGAUCAAUGCCAGCUUCCGCCAGUGCCAGGCUGAACGGGUGGUCUACAUGAACAACCAGAGGUAUAUGGCUGCUAUUAUUCUGAGUGAGAAGCAAUGCCAAGAACACCUCAAGGGGACCAACAAGAGCUGCAACGACUUGUCCUUCAUGCUGACCCAGAAGGCCAAGAUGCUAGAGGGGGAGCUGGCCAAGGAGAAGGCUAUGUGCACCAAAGACAAGGAGGGUCUACAGUUGAGCAAGCGGGUGGUGGAAGAGCAGCUGGCUGAAUGCACCAAGGCCCGGGAGCAGCAGCGGCAGGAGCGACAGCUGGCCGAGAGUCAGCUGCAGAAGGUGCAGGACCUCUGCCUUUCACUGAACAAGGACAAGGUUGAGAUGGACCUGCACAACCUCUGGCGGGACUCCAUUAUCCCACGUACCCUCGAAUCAAUGAACUACGGCCCAUACCAUUUCAGCUCAGAAAUGGCCUCCAUCCGGAGAGCCUGUGACCACCUGCCUACCCUCAUGAGCACCAAGGUGGAGGAGCUGGCCCAGAGACUGCGGGCUGACAUCAAGAGUGUGGCCCGUGAGAACUCGGACCUCCAACGCCAGAAGCUGGAGGCCGAGCAGGGCCUGCGGGCCAGUCAGGAGGCCAAGGAGAAGUUGGAGAGGGAAGCCCAGGCCCGGGAGGCCAAGCUCCAGGCGGAGUGUGCCAGGCAGACCCAGCUGGUGCUGGAGGAGAAGGCGGCCCUGCGGAAGGAGCGAGACAACCUGGCAAAGGAACUGGAGGAGAAGAAGCGGGAGGCCGAGCAGCUCAAGAUACAGGUGGCUGUCAGCAACUCGGCCCUGGACACCUGCAUAAAAGCCAAGUCACAGCCGAUGUCUGUGCCAAGACCUGCUGGCUCUGCCCUCAACCCCCCGCCCAUCGACCCAGCUAGCCUGGAGGAAUUCAAGAAGAGGAUCCUGGAGUCCCAGCGGCCUUUUGCAGGCAACGCAGCCCCAUCCAAGUGAGUGUCUGAGAAAGCUCCAGGCCCUGGGGACCAAGGGUGGUCCCAACUGGCCUGUCUGCAGACCUGUGGCAGCAAGAUGACCACAGCGUGGGACGCAGCCAGGCAAUCCCUGGGCAAACGCACCACAGCGGGCGCCCUCGGCCUGCUCCCUCUGCUCGUCCUCACACCCCACCCAGAACCCCUAAUACUCUCACAGCCCCACACCUGCACCACAAUCCCUCACCCACAGCUGCCACAAUAACAUCCCACAGACAUGGCAAUGAUGUCAUACAGACGGUGACCUGACAGACACUUCUACCAAACCCUGACCCAGUAUCACACCCCUCUACACACAGGCCAAGACCCCCACAGCAUCCCCUCGCAGCCCUCCCUGUGCCCCUGCCACUCACUCUCCUGAUUCCCUUAUCUCCCCCGCGCUUCCUCACCCACAGUACUUCAGGCCUGGGGAAGUGAGAACAGGAAGACAUUCACCUCCAUCCCUGCGAGAGUUUCCAGGCCCUCCUCGCACACCAGGGAAAAUCUGGUUCAAGGGCAAACAUAGCCCACAGGCCCCCUCAUAGCUAGCAAGGGCACUCCUUCACUCCCUCUCCCCCCAUACCCAGCCUUGCCUGUGGUCCCUACUAAAUGUUAGUGGCACUAAAUAAAUGUUAUCAAUCCCUUCAAAGAUUCAAGUCAUGAUUUAUGCUUUGAAAAGGCACCACCUGCCUUUGAGCAAGAAAAGACUAGAAAGAAGAUAAAAGCUGAGAACCCCAGCCCCAACGACCCUUGGCCAGAAGACCCUUCAACUCAGAAUAAACUUGGGGGUAUACCACCUUCCCCCAAGGUCUGGGCAUCUCCGUGUGGGAAGAGACAGCAUUGUUGUCAAUUUUAUGUUUCUUUAAAACAGCAGAUAGUUACGAGGCAGUUUCUUACAAAGCAGAUUAUCCAUUUGUAGCCUUCAUUUUUCUACAUUUGCAAAGAUUCCCCCAAGUCUUGACAACAGUGCUCUGCUCAGUUUACCACAGCCUGUCGUGAAUUGCAGGAACUCCUCCUUGCCAAAAUUAUUCCAGGAACAAAAUCACAAAA
Miniopterus natalensis is the source of this 2381-nucleotide messenger RNA. It is a transcript of the gene PLVAP, whose product is annotated as plasmalemma vesicle associated protein. The record is from RefSeq and is a predicted model, not a curated record. Lineage: Eukaryota; Metazoa; Chordata; Mammalia; Chiroptera; Miniopteridae. Gene Ontology annotation, biological process: regulation of vascular permeability; positive regulation of cellular extravasation.